Messenger RNA from Lotus japonicus, 1288 nucleotides. RefSeq lists its product as uncharacterized. The transcript has 4 exons. The record is from RefSeq and is a predicted model, not a curated record. Gene Ontology annotation, cellular component: chloroplast. The coding region runs from base 147 to 866 and encodes 239 amino acids. NCBI's taxonomy places the organism in Eukaryota, Viridiplantae, Streptophyta, Magnoliopsida, Fabales, Fabaceae.
AAUUAGCAUUAUUAUGCUGAAAAAUACAUACCAUAGGGAGUAGAGUUACAGUACAGUACAGUACAGGCCGGGAACUGAAAACUCUAAUUCGGUGAUUUCUAAUUCUUUCUUCACCGGGAAAGGGAAAGGGAAAGGGAAAGGGAAAGAUGAAUGGAACAGCAGCUUUGCGGUGGCAACCAUUUCCAUGUGUACCGCCACCAAACACGCGGAUUCGCCAUCUGCAACGCCAACCGGUAAGACUAGUCGUAACAGUCAAAGCCAAAAAGGAUGCGGAUAGGGUUUGGAAGGAGGCCUGGCGAACUGCCAACGACGGCUUCGACCGCUUCUUCUUCGAAGCCAAGAAGACCGCCGAGCGCAUUGACCGCCGUUACUCCCUCUUUCACCGCCUUUCCUCCGUCGCCAGGUCCGCCGCCGACCGUGUCCGUGAGAUUGACCGCGACUUUGAGAUUGGCAUCCGCUACCGCGCUUUCACCCUCGAUUUUUCCAGAAACUGGCCCAACUACCGGAGACAGCUGAGUAAGUUUAUAGAUAGUCCUGUCGGAAGAAGCUUUGCUACCAUUUUCUUCAUCUGGUUCGCAUUAUCUGGUUGGCUUUUUCGCAUUCUCAUCAUUGCAACCUGGGUGCUUCCAUUUGCUGGACCUCUUCUCAUCGGUACAUUGGCCAACAACUUGGUUAUUAAGGGCGCAUGCCCUAAUUGCAAGACGCAAUUCGCAGGUUACAAGAGCCAAGUCAUUCGAUGUACAAGCUGUGGCAACAUUGUGUGGCAACCUAAGGCCAAGGGGGAUUUCUUUUCAGGCGGUGGUAGAAGAACUUCCUCGUCUAAGUCCGACCCUGAGAUUAUUGAUGUUGAAUUUGAGGAGAAAUGAAGACAUGGCCGAGUCUGCGAUUAUCAUCCUGGAUUUGAUUUCACAAACAGAUGAAUAGACAAUGCAUUGAUAUCACAUUCAUAUUGUGUCUUCGGUUUCUUUAUAAUUGAAGUUUGUUCUUACAUUUGUGCUGUAGGAAGCGCUUACAGAGUUAGUUCUGAUGUAGUACUUGGUUGUAAAUGAUUCUUUAUACUAUGAAAAUAGCGGAGAUGAGAGGGGCAAAAAAAAAAUGAAAAAGAAACAGCCUGUUCUGAUUGCAAUCAGCUUCUGGAGCCAUGUAGAUUUAUAAAAUGCAAGAUCUAUAUAGGCAGGUGGCGUCAAUUUUGUAUCAAAUUGUUUGGGUUACAGAACAUGCAAUCAUAUGAUGAAUAAAGCAUGUUGUUAUCAAACAUACUUUCGAUUAUGAAUGCCCCUUGAUUGCA